Betta splendens (Siamese fighting fish) is the source of this 2228-nucleotide messenger RNA. It is a transcript of the gene zglp1, whose product is annotated as zinc finger GATA like protein 1. The record is from RefSeq and is a predicted model, not a curated record. Gene Ontology annotation, biological process: oocyte development; spermatogenesis; regulation of transcription by RNA polymerase II. The transcript is spliced from 5 exons. NCBI's taxonomy places the organism in Eukaryota, Metazoa, Chordata, Actinopteri, Anabantiformes, Osphronemidae. The coding region runs from base 343 to 1803 and encodes 486 amino acids. Gene Ontology annotation, molecular function: zinc ion binding; sequence-specific DNA binding. Gene Ontology annotation, cellular component: nucleus.
GACCACGUUAGCUAUGAUGAAGUGGACGAUCACGACGUCUGUUCGUUAAUUUUCGGCCUGCUUCGUUAAGUCUUCAUAAAACUAGCUUAGCGAGCUGCGUCGGGUUAACCAGAGUUCAGCGAUGCUACAAAGCGCUACAAAGAUCAAACGGAUCGUCUCUGGUGCGUUUAGGGCCCGCACAACGUCGGUAUAGUCGAGCUCGCGACACUCGAACUUCGAUAACCGCGAAAAUCUCUCCGUGUGCUGUGGCGCGCGGCGCUACGCCGGCGUUCUAGAACACGUCUGGGGCACGAGCACGCUGGAAGUGAUGCCGCGCGGCCGCCGUGCAGACAUCGCCUUAAUAUGAGCACAGAACCAAGGCCCCAAGCUGCUUUCGUCCAGGUCCACCAGAACGCAGCAGAACCAGACGCCCCCAACGCCGCGCUCUUCCACCUUUUCCAAGAAGUCUCCAAGCUCGCGUCCGCCACGCAGCACGGUUUGCUGGACGCGCGCGCUCCUUCCGUAUGGCUUGAGGAGACGACCCGGCGGGGCGGGUUCAUCGCGGCGACGGAGGAUGGUGCGCGCUCGUUUCAGCCCUGCCAGCACCGCUUGUCCCACGUGUUGGCCCGCGGCCCGGUGAGCGGCGCCGGGGAGGGCGGUCGCGCCACCGAGUUCACAGCAGGGGGUCUGUGCGAAUGCAGCAGCCCCUGGAAAGUCCUGAGUCUGAUCAACCUGCAGUGCGAGAGGCUGAUGCGUCGACGCGGCGCCGACGCGUCGGCCCACGGCACCGCGACCUCUGCCACAAACGUGCCCAAAGACCACGCACCCGUCCAACCGCGGACGGCGUCCACGGAUGCCGCAGAGCGGGGCUGUGCGAGACCCGCGGAGGGACGGGACCAAAGAGUUCAACCGCAGCUGCAGGAAGACGCAGCGCCACCUCCUCAGAAUCGGCACGCGUUCAUCACUAAGCAGGACGUUUUGUCCCAUAAUGCGUUGCCCAGCGCGUCCCAACAGACCAUGCUGACUUUUCAGUUGAAUGAAGAUGCAGAAGUAGCUUUGUCUAAACAACCAUUUACACUUGACUGCAAUGAAAAUAUAGUUUUGACUGCGGAGCCCUUGUUUGACACUCAGCUGCCACCUCCCAGCUCCAUGCUGCCUGCUUCUCCCUCCUUUAGAGCUGUAGAGUGCCCGGAACCGGGCCUUGAAACCACUGGGCCUGAACCGGAAUGCACACAUUCUGCCACAGAGGAAGACUUUCCAUCCGUUUCAGCACAAGCGCAGUCCCAGAGUGCGUGUUCCGCAGCUUCAAAACAAGAUCCCCGGGAGCUGUCCCAGCAGUGGAGAGCCAAGACUCCGAGGAAACAGCCGCAUCCCAGCCGAAGCGUUGACAUCCAGGACCCAGACUUGCAGGGAGUGACGUUCCGGAUGGACACGGAAGUGGAUGACAGCCGGGAACAGUGUCGGCUCCUCAUAACCUCGAAGUACAGGAAGGACCUCUGCAAGAGUGUGAGAAAACCGAGGCUGAGGACGCGAGCGUCCCAGAAAUCUCUAAAAAGUAGCAGCUCAGAAGAAGAGAGUGACCCGGCAAAUGUUUCAAAAGACAAAGUCUGUGCAUCGUGCUGCACCAGGAAGACCCCCAUGUGGCGGGAUGCAGAGGAUGGAACCCCACUCUGUAAUGCUUGUGGGAUAAGGUAUAAGAAGUACAGGGUGCGCUGUGUCAACUGCUGGCACAUUCCCAGGAAAGAAGGCAACUCAAACUCCUGCUGCCUCAAGUGUGGUAACUUUGUGAAGCUGGCGUCGACUCAGAGGAAGCACAACACCUAGAACACGUCCAGACCAAAGGAUUUUACGUGACGACGUUCUGCCCACGCAAGUGUGGAAGCUUCCUCCUGCUGGGCUCAGUAUGACUGCACUGAUGAAGACUUUGGUUAAGCCCUUUGAGUUAUUUGGGACAAAUUAUUUGGCUGCUGCAACACUGAAUCUAAAUACUAAGCAUUUCACCUCUUUUGACCUCAGCAGGCAGACUGUUCAGUACCGGUGCUAUUAUUUGCACAAAUUAAAGUUAUUUGUGUUUAUUUUCCUUGUUUCUAAUUGUGGGUGUAGUGUCUAGAUGUUAGGUUUGGUGGUGGUCACACUGGUGCAUUGAUGUGUAGUGCUGCAUGCUGUUUUCUGUGUGGGGGGGGAGAAAUAGAUAUCUUUUUUUUGGACAGGCUUGGUCUGUAUUAAAUUAAAUAUAAAUAUAAAACCUC